Maylandia zebra (zebra mbuna) is the source of this 2580-nucleotide messenger RNA. The record is from RefSeq and is a predicted model, not a curated record. NCBI's taxonomy places the organism in Eukaryota, Metazoa, Chordata, Actinopteri, Cichliformes, Cichlidae.
GGAAGGAAAAACUCCCUUUUAACAGGAAGAAACCUCCAGCAGAACUUCAAUGGAAGAGUAGGAAUGUGGGAAUUCUUGUUCAGCUGUAUGUAACCCAGUCUGCUGCUGCUGGUGUGCCUGCUCACUUUCACAGUACUAUUAAUCAUUACAAUGUUUACAAUAGUUUGCAAAUGUUGCUGAAACAUUUUACAAUAUCAAGAGUGAGAGUACACACACUUGGGUUUGCCGUGUCCACACAGGCGCACAGGUAUGUUUGCUGAGACGAAGCAGCAGCAACACUGGCCUCUUUCAUCUUCUACCUGCUUUUCAUCCACUUUUUCUUUUCUCCGUCUGAUCUUUCACACUCUUCUCCUUACUUUAUGCUUUCUUUUCCAUUCAGCCGUCAUCUCUCCGUAAGAAGAGGUCAUUAAAAGAACUAAAAUGCUUGUCAUUAAUCAUAUUCAGUCAUUUGCAGAAUUAUACCUUGAACUAGUUCACAUAUAUAUUUAGAUGAGCCAUUUCCAACAGUAACCUAAGAGAUACUUGUAGGCAGAAGAAGGAAGACAGCAAAGAUGGGAGGACCAACUUGAUCAAUCAUAAACAGUUAGCACAGAGUGCACACUUGUUUUACAAGGAACAAAGGUCACUCGUACGCUGACUGCGUGAGAGUAACAGAGGACUAAAGGUUCACCUUAGUGCGUGUAGAAGAACAGUGUGGUGUGAUGGAGAGGUGCUGGCAGCCUCUCCUCCUGCUGUGGCUCACUGUAGGGCUCGUGAAAAAUAAUGAGACAGUGAAUUGUUCCUGUUCCACCCAUCAGCUGACAGCAAACUUCACCAACAAACAUCUUCAAGUCAUCCCUGAAAACUCUGAAAAUGUAAAUGUUACCAAACUGAUGAUUGAAGGGAACCUAAUUACUCUGAAUGACACGGACAAACAAGCACUAGCUAGCUAUCCCAGCCUGGUAGAGCUUCACUUGGAUGCUAACUGGAUCACUGCUAUUCCAGCCAAAUACUUCUCUGUGGUACCAAACCUCAGAGUGCUGUCUCUCGCCAGAAACAACAUCAGCAGCCUUCACCCUCAGGCUUUCAGUGACCUGGAGGUCCUGACAGAGUUGGACCUGACCCACAACUUGCUAACAAGCCUCCCUGCACAGCUGAUCAGUGGGCUGAACAAGUUACAGGUACUGAACCUACAGGGAAACCCCUGGAAUUGUUCCUGUCCACUGCUGACCAUCAUUGGACAGAUCGAUGCAGCAAAUGUUACCAUGGGUAGAGGACCACAGGUCAUCUGUGCAUCUCCAGCAGAGCAGGCUGGACGAGAUCUUCUUAAUGCUGCAGCACUGUACUCCACAUUAUUACCCAGCGUCACUCCAGACCCUCAGAAACCAAAAACACCGGUCCACCCUCAACAGACGUCGGGCCCAUCAGUUAUUAUGACGACCACACAGUCAACCGGUCAGAACAACAGCACCAGCAAAGACCCGACUCCUGCGCUCGGCAACACGUGGAAAUUCACAGCAUCCGUCGCAAUCUUGGCAGUGGCCAUCUCCAUGCUCAUCGUGUGUGCCGUCAAGGGGCCGUCCUGGUACAAGCUCUUCCACAACUACAGGCAUCGGCAGUUACAACAAGAAGUCGAGGAGGGCGACGAGGAUUUUGUGUCAACAGAGUUCUCGGCGACGGGAAGACACCCGACCCAUCAAACAUUCAGCUUUGAACCAAUGAACAGACAGAUAGACGAGGAGCAGGAGUACUUUGAGGAUCCAUAUAUCAGGAGAGAAGAGUGACAUGCACGAUGAUAAGAAAGCAAACCACAAACACAAUACAAUCCAUUCAGUGGCAACCUUGCUGUUUGAUAAACACCGCUGAGUAUUAUCAUUUCACGGGUCACAAAAUCAUUGUGUGAGAGCUGUACUGUUGGUCACUGAAGGAGCUUCUUUGCAACAUCUUAACUCCACGGCCUGCAUUGUUGCCCGGAUACUUCCAUUAGUACACUGUUGUCAGCUGCGAGGAGUCUGCAACAACCCCAACUCCACUUUUUGACCACUAGAAGAACAAUAUUCAAGUACAGAACACUUCCUGUAAUCUGAGCCAUUAGUGUUAGUGUGUGAGCGCCCAGUUAGAUCGACAGCUUUAUCCUUGUUUGCACGGCACUAGAAUGAUGAAGUCACAUGGUUUACAAGAGUUUUUACCUCUUCAUGACUCGACAACACCAGCAGCAAUGUGCAGCGUUAUACAAACCUCAAUUUACGGUGGUUUGAAAACAGUUUGCAAGUGUUUCAGAUAAAACACACUCCACGUGUUUGUUUGCUCACGGAUCUACACGGCAUUUAUUUUUAUUAAGAAAACUCCACUGCUGCUUCAUCUUUACAUAACAAGCAGUCGUUUCCUGUUGUGUUUGUGUUCAAAAGUCUCAUACCUGCACAUAUCUGAGUCUUUUUAAAUGUUUUAUGACUCACAUGAAAACUAGCCAUCAGGCUAAAUUAAAUAAUGUCCUAGUACUUCAUUCUGAAAAUGAUACUUCACAAAAUAAAUACGUUAAAGUGUAUUUGUGAACAUAAAACUGUCUAAUGGAGACACAAGUGUCUUUAUGAGAACACGUGC